CUGGAAUAAUAUAUAAAUGCUAGGGAAAGUGAACAAGACAUUAAAGCUACGUAAGACCAGCACGAGAGAUACUAUGUCUAAGAGUGGUAUUAGCCAGACUCUAUCAGACGAUCUGUGUCAGAAACAGCCAACUAAUUCUCUAUGAGCUUCUGAGAGUAUACUUGGACCAUCUGCAUCAUAUGGAGAUACUGUAGAAAAUUAUGAAGGCACACAAGCAUUUCCUUGCGAGAAUUCACAACAGAAAAAUGUGUCAAAGAGGAUGAAGCAAGUGAAGACUGAGGAUAUCUCCAGCCUUGUAGAUGAUCUUUGUAGGAAUACUAGCUCACAAUCCCCAUUCCAGGCUUCAUCUCAAUCAAAUCUUUCGAAGAAUAAUCCUACAGAAGAGGCUAAAGAUGGUGGAUGUUUGGACCACGAUAGAAAGCAGAUCAAAGACUUGGAAUCUCCUUUGGAAUUUGAGCUUGAAUCCUACUCGAAUUCUAAUAUAGCCAAUUAUAAAAAUUUUCCUCCAUCUCAGUCUAAUAACUUUGAGUGGAAGAAUAGUUCAAGCUCUAAUUUUAAUGCAAAAUCUGAAAGCGAAGAUUCACUAUGCGUUUACAAGAAAAUAGCCAAGCCUCCAUGCCCUGAUUUUGAAGGCAUCUCUUUGCCCAGUCAGAAUAUGUUUGGAUUAAGCAAGAAAUCAGAGGCUUCGCAGCCUGCCAGUCUAGAUUCAGGCAGCCAGAUAUGAGAAUUUUUGUGAAUGCCUCAAUUCGAUGAAACUUCUAAAAAGUUACCCAGCUCAGAUAAAGACCGAGAAGAACUAAACUCUUUGAACUUAGAUUCAUGCUUGCUCAACUCAGUUGAGAACAUUGAUAUCAUAUUCUUAGAUCCCAGCCAGAUUCCUUCUUGGAACUCUAAAGCGAACGAGAUAUCAUUUGGGCACCAGAAUUGUUAUGAAAAUAUGGUCAGCCCAUCAGUGCAAUUUGAGAAAAGCUCUGAGCAUAACGAAGGCAUGAGCGCACCUGAAAUUCCAAAUAUUUCUGACUUUGACUCUUGCAGCAUCUUCAAGGACUAUACAGGAUCUGAUAACCGUCAGAAAGUAUAUAUCAAUGUUGGAGAUCGAUAUAAAGGAGAAAGAGCGUGGGAGAAAAUCUAUCAACUCUCUAAUCACCUGGAAAAAUGAAACCGAGAAGAGAUUAUUUCCUUCAUUACUCGGAUCAAGAAGAACCAGAAUAUGGGAGGCUGCAAGUCUAGCACCUGCAGCAGGAAUGGACUAUCCCGUUUUGAGAGAUCGACGAUUAAUGAUAGAGUCUCAAGUAGUGUUUCCAAGAGUUCCAUUGUGUAUCCAUGAAGGCUCCAGCAGAGGAUUUUCAGACUGUUCCGAAAAUGCUUCAAAGUAGAUUUCGAAGAAUUUCUGAAAGAGAAGAAAAUCAUUUUUCACAAGGUCGCAAAGGAUAUGGACCGGGAUACUUUCAACGACUUCCUCAUUGAGUUCCUCGAUUACUAUUAUCCAAAUAUUUUAGAAAAACUUGAUGAUGAAGUUUUGGAAAAAAUCAUGGAAACGAUGAGUCUCUUCAUUCUCAAGCAAAGGCAUAAGAAGAACUAUAAGAUCACUGAGGGGCUUGACUUUGAGGCUUGGAACAGCUUAGUAAACCAGCCUAAAUCAGAGAAGUUCAUCCAGUUCUUUAGCCUCCCUGAGAACGCCUUCAUCUAUUGUUUCUUCUUCUACAAGGAGUGUAAACUCCUUGUAGAAGAACCAACAAGUUCGGUCUGAAGGAAGAACUCUAAGGAUUCUAAUGAAGCACUUUCUCUGUUUAACCAGAUGCAUGAGUUGUUCAAUGAAUUCCAAAUCUUCGUGUCAGAAUCCGUGCGGGAGGAGAUUUCUCACCUAACUCAGCUCUAUCUUCAGCAGAUAUAAUUAUAAUACCUCGUCUGGCUGGGAAAAUGCAAAGCUAGACAGAGAUCUCUUGUGUUAAUUUAUUCUG
Messenger RNA from Moneuplotes crassus, 1961 nucleotides. The record is from the annotation of a GenBank genome assembly. NCBI's taxonomy places the organism in Eukaryota, Ciliophora, Spirotrichea, Euplotida, Euplotidae.